This is a messenger RNA of Porites lobata, 4578 nucleotides long. The record is from the annotation of a GenBank genome assembly. Lineage: Eukaryota; Metazoa; Cnidaria; Anthozoa; Scleractinia; Poritidae.
AUGGACAGCUGUUUUACCCUUCCUGGGGCUCAUCAGCAUGGUAUAGCCGUCGGGUCAAUAAACGGGGGAGAAUAUGCCAUGCUGAUGAGCCUCAAUAAAGGCGAAACAGCUGUCCAUGGCUACCACUACCCGGGUGAUAUGGCUGUACGCAUGCGUGAGGUACUGGCCAGGCCAUGGGUUGGUGUAUGUGUGCCCCUUGCGUUAAGUUUGUCAUGUGAUAAUACCCUAAAAAACUCUUUCUUUCAAUUUUUGUUUUAUUCGCAUGCAUAUUUACGAAUAAUUAGUCGAGCUUGCUUUAGUAGAGCGAGAGUCUAAAAAUGCAAGCGUUUUUUUGUGUGUGUCCGUCGCAAAUGGGGGACCAUGCUCCUAGGCGUUCCUAGAAGAGACCGUGGAAGCUGGGGAUGAGAAUCGUGACAACUUUCAUUGCAUGCAAAUGAGUCUGGUGAUGAGAAUGCUGUUUAAUUUUGGCGAUGACUGAAAUAACGCGCAAUGUUUAUCAAGUUUUGGUUCUUUGGCAAAGUUUUCUUCCGUGCAAGAAAUCACGCUUUAUUUUUUUUCGAUAGAACAGGCUACCUUUCAUGCUUAUAUGACGUAGCAAGGCGAUAAAACCGCAAGUGCAAAAUAUCUCUAGAGAGCUAUUUCUAAAUUUGAUCUUAUGGUAAUUUGGUUAUGACCUUCACGUGACAAUAAGGACAGUUUUGUAAACACGUCUAUGGGGUCAUGGUAGCACAGAAUCUGGGGAUGAGAAUCGGCACGAUGCUCUCAUCAUCUGCAAGUUUCGAAAACAACGUACAAUUUUCAUAAUGCUGUUUUGAGAAGAAAAAUGUGAAAGUAUAAAGCAUUAUACGUAAUGUCGCUCAUAAAUCCACACACCAUUCGUGGUAGACCCACAAUAAAAGUUGUCGAACGUUUUCGCUAUGGGUCGUUCCACGAAUUCUGUCGUUUGAAAGCGUUGAUAACUUUAAAAGAAGUGAUUACAUGAGAAAAAUACUCGACCGUCGUUAAAGUAAGAUGAGAAAAUAUUAUAGCGGGAAAUCCUGUUUUGUGGUGAAUUGUGGCGUUACGUUUCUCAGAAUAUUGUCGCAAUUGCUGAAACUACGGUUAAAUAGAUUCACUUUGUUGUAUGCAUUUAAUUGCUAGAUUUUCGCAAUUGUUAAGAUGUGAAGUCGCAUUGCUUAAUAAAUACUUGAGAUAUCAACUACUACUGCAUGUGUUUAUACGGGUGCCUUUGUACUUGACUGUCACGUACUUUACUUGCAGCACUUCAUGUCCAUAGAAUGGAAAUCCCAUGUCGAGCUUUUCCGGAAUGGCUCGUUCCACGAAUUCUAUCACUUGAAAGCGUUGAUUAAUUUGGAACAAGUUAUUACUUCAGUGGUCGAAAAAGAGAACAAUCUUUAUGAGCAAAACGUCGAUGGUGAGGCUAACUGGUAGGGUGUAGUAAACUUUCUUUGCAUGCAAAUGAGUCUUGAGAUGAGCAUACGGUUUAUUUUCAGUCACAAGAGCCAUAAUUUUUUUUAUGGCUCUUGUCGGGGAUGAUUGAAAUAUCACAAAUCGUCGAAUACGGUAUAAAAAGUAAAUAUCCUGAUGAAUACUCGACCGUCGAUAAAGUAGGAAUUGAAAACUUUUAGCAAGGAAAUCAUGUUUCAUGUAUAGUUAAUCGCCUCCCAUGCCACCUAGACCGCGAGCAGCCUUAUUUUUCUUUUGAGUCACAGUAGGUCGAGAACUUAAUUUGACUGUAAUUUUUCCCUCGCCACGCUUGCCUCUGAGGAGAGAAGGACGACAGCUCGCGUUCUAAUCGCCUCCUCAUUUCUUAUCUUAUCUCCAAGCAAGCGAGAAUCAAAGCUACUAAGAGCGUUCUUGUUUAUGAAAAGACAAAGGGGCAAAUUCCCUUGAGACCUUCAUUGGGAAAACAUACAAGCUAAAGAGGUCUUUUGCCUGAACAUGGCCUCACGGAAUCGAUGGGUAAUGCUGGCUUGUAGCAUUAUUAAAUACAGGAAUGCAAUAAAAACAAUGUCACUAUUUGAAGGGAUAUCGGUUAUUCAAAUAUUUAACAAAGGUAAAAUCACUAAACUUAUUCUCUUUUGUUACGAAACCAUGAGUUGUCGUCUUCAGGUCGUCGCAUCCAAAACACCGAUUUUUCUUACCUCGGCUUAUCACCCCAUGAAAGGAUUCCGAUUUUUUGUCAGUGGAACUUGAAUUCCCGAUUCCAAUCCUUUGUGGGAUUCCGGAUUCCUUGAGCUGUAUUCCGGAUUCCACAAGCUAAAAUUCCCGGAUUCUGGAAUUCCUUUACAUGGUGCUAGACAUAGCGUAUAAAUCCAGAAAAAAAAUUUUCAAAAUUUUGCCAAGGGAACUUGAUUCCAAACGUAUGUCCUCCAAUAAGUAGCCCUCACAUUAUUUAACAAAAGGUAGAAUAAUGAAUAGGAAGUACGUUAAGCUUUACUUUAGUGGCCUCAUUACAGAAGGUUUUAAUUUAUUAACUUAUUAACUUCAAAUCUGCAUGGCAUGUCACUGUACGGUUAACAAAGGCGGAUUUAAGGAAGGUGGGGUUGGUGGUUCAGAUGCUAUCACUGACGAGUUUAGUCUUUCCUGGGUGCUGAUUACACCAUUAAUAAGAUACUCGACGGGUAAACAUGUUAAACAAGAACGCUCUUACUGCGUCCUUCAGUCUAGAUUGGCUGGAGAUUAGAUUGGAAAUAAGGAGCCGAUUAAUUCUACAAGAAACAGGAUUUACUCGCUAAUGAUUUUUUACUUCCUAUGUUAUCGUCGUCGAUACUUUUUAUUUGUUUCUGAAUUAAUUUAGUACGCAUGUUAGCGACGACCAGAAAUUCGUCUGCGGUCGUAGACCAUACGCGUGGAUAAAUACACGAAAAUUCAAGGGCCUCGAUUCCAGAGAAAAUAAACCGAAAAUAAACCGCAUGCUCAUCACAAAACCCAUUUGCAUGCAAUGAAAGUUUACAACACCCGACCAUCGCAGUUUUUCUAAUUAAGAUUCUUGGUUUUUUUUUCGACCACUCAGCAGUGUUAGCCUGUUGAGGCGAUAGAAUUCGUGGACCGACACGUUUCGGAAAAGUUCUAAAUUUAUUCUUUCCUAAACUUUCUUUGCAAAACAUGUGUGGCUUUGAUCACGCAACGAUUCUUAUUCCCAGUUUCCACGGUCUCCUCUAGGAACGCCUGGCACAAUGACUCCUCUUUUUGUGUCCUAAAUACGAAGUAAAACACGUUGCAGAUUACAGUUUUUCUGCCUACGCAAGCGAGGCUAAUUAAGAAAAUGUAGAAAAAGAUGAUAUCAACGGAAAAUUCCCUGUUUAAACACAAGAUGUGAACUUAAUUUUCCGUAUCUUUUUAAUGUUUUGGCAAAGAAAAAUGUGGAAGGACAGUCAAUUUUGAUUUUUCUCUGCGGCAAAAUGUAAGUUGACAUUUUCUUUCUGCUCUUGUUUUUUAUGCUAGCUGAGGAAGCACGAGAUGAGCGAACCAACUACUUCCACGGAGCCAACAGAUGUAGAGGAAGACGAGCAGCAGAACGAUGAACAAGACGUCGAUACUUCCAUAAAGAUAGCAAUGAUUUGUCUUUACGUCAUCAUCCUCAUGCUCUCAUUGGUUGGUAACUCUCUUAUCAUCCAUCUUGUGCGCACGCGCAAGAAUAUCCGAAAAAACCAGUUUUACUGGCUUAUCUUCAACACAGCUCUUGCUGACCUCAUAGAUGUCUUAACGGCUUGUGCCUUUUCGAUGCCAUACUUCAUGUUGGGAGACCGAUGGGGGCUAGGAGGAUUUGGAACUGCUAUGUGCAAGAUAAUUCCAUUUUUGUUGGUUGUGUCCAUUUGUGCUGCCAUCUGGACGCUUACAGUCAUUGCUGUCGACCGAUACCUGGUGAUAGUAUGUCUCCGAAGAAGAGCGCUGUCAUCCCGAUCAGUGCUGCGUUCCAUUAUCAUUGUUUGGCUGUGUGCUAUAGUGGUUGGUAGUGGACAGCUCUACAAAUACAGAACCGUAGAACAAGAUGGAAUACAAUACUGUGUUGACGAGUGGGACGAGGAUUCGGUGGAGACUUCUAUGCUUCUUUACAAAACGGAAAUGGUCGUGAGAGUCAUCAUCACCUAUGCAGUUCCACUUGUCGUCAUGGCAAUCUUGUAUUUCCUGAUCGCCAGAUUCCUUUGGAAGCGCAAGCCACCGGUGAGUGUCAAUCAACAAGCUUACAUCAACCAAGUGAGGAAACGUAAGACGGUGAUCAAAAUGUUGAUAACAGUUGUCACCGUGUUUGCACUUUGUUGGCUUCCUGUUCAUGUCGGUCAUGUGAUGUCUGAGUUUUACACGGGUGCUUACUACAAUACUCCAAGUGUGGUCAGAUGGCUGUUCUUUUGGUUUGCUCACGCUAAUGCUGCAAUUCAUCCCUGGUUGUUCAUUGCUUUUAGUGAGCACUUAAGAGAGGGGACGAAGGAAAUACUUCGAAAAAUCUACAAUACCGAACAACUACGAUUGCGUUCCGGUUCCACGCCAAGCAUAAUUACCAAUGAAGAUCCUAUGUCCAGGCCUAUUACUCCAAAACGAAACUCACGCACUACCACUACAGAAGAUACUCUUUAA